CAACCUCUCUCUACAAGUGUUAUAAAGAUUAUAUACCAAAAGAUCAAAUGAUCAAUUGCUUGUAUUUCUCCAGUUCCACUUUGGAGUAUUGUUGAAGGCAGUGCAGGAUAAAAGCUCUCCUGUUCUUGGAGAGAAUCCUUCUGUACAAGUAUGCAGCUGUGAUGACUCCCAUAACAAUAGGAAUUAAUGUCUACAAAAUUAAAUGAGCAAUAUUGUUUGUUUGGUUUUUGAGAAAUAUAUUUUCUAUGUAAAUGGGGGUCAGCCCUGACUAAGAUUAGUAAAUAUGGGAUAUACAGGAUUUAUACUCAGAAAAUGGGUGCAUUGUGAAUUCUUGUUUCCACUUGGAAAGGUUUGGCUCUUUCCUUUUCAGAUUUCAUAUGGUUCAUUUGAACCAGCCACAAAUGAUCAAAUCAAACGUGGUUUCUUCUACCGCAUGGUCCCCAAUGAAGAUCUUCAGUACAAGGGAAUUAUCCAGUUACUUCUGCAUUUUGGAUGGAAAUGGGUCGGGCUCAUCACUCCAAAUAAUGAAGCUGGAGAACAUUUCUUGCAGAUCAUUGAACCAAUGCUUUUCCAGAAUGGAAUCUGUUCAGAAUUCACUGAAAAAAUAGAAUACAAUCUGCAUUUCACUGGUAACAUACUUCAUAUGGUGGGUGAAACAAGGCUUUUGACCCCAGUUUUCAUGUCAAGCAAAGCUAAUGCAGUUGUUAUAUAUGGAGAAAGUACAUCUAUUUUAUGGCUAUCAAGUACUAUAGAAGUAAGGAAUAUGAUUCAGCUGAUAUUGCCUCCAUCUAAGAGGAAGCAACCUGGAGGAAAAGUAUGGAUUACAACAGCCCAAAUUGAUUUCAUAUUAUAUGCUUUUAAAAAAAUUAUUGAAAUUAAUGUACAAAUGUUCCAUGGUGCUAUCUCGUCUGCGAUUCACUCCAAUGAGAUUCAAGACUUUUCAGAAUUCCUAAGGAGUGUAAAGCCUUCCUGGGCAGAUGCAGAUGGUUUUAUCAACGAUUUCUGGGGACAAGCAUUCAGUUGUUCACUUUCAAAUUCCACAGCGUCAGAAGACACAUGUACUGGAGAAGAGUUGCUGGAGAGCCUUCCUUCACCAUUUUUUGAAAUGAGCAUGACCGGCCACAGCUACAGUAUCUAUAAUGCUGUCUAUGCUCUGGCACAUGCCUUACAUAUUAGGUACUCCUCUGAAGCCAUCAGCAAAAGGACAAAAGGUGGAGACAGCCUCUCUUCUCAGAAUGUAGAGCCUUGGCAGGUAAUGUUUCCUCUUAUAAAGUGUUCAUCUUGCAAAGUGUUCAGUGUUCUGCACUGUGUUGAUAAUAUAAUGUGA
Molecule: messenger RNA, 1327 nt
Organism: Podarcis muralis (Common wall lizard)
Lineage: Eukaryota; Metazoa; Chordata; Lepidosauria; Squamata; Lacertidae
Source: RefSeq, a predicted model, not a curated record